Schizophyllum commune H4-8 is the source of this 2207-nucleotide messenger RNA. RefSeq lists its product as uncharacterized. The transcript is spliced from 2 exons. The record is from RefSeq and is a predicted model, not a curated record. Lineage: Eukaryota; Fungi; Basidiomycota; Agaricomycetes; Agaricales; Schizophyllaceae. Gene Ontology annotation, molecular function: protein binding. Bases 193 to 2085 code for a protein of 630 amino acids.
CCCCUUCCUGAACGCGGCCCGUAGCACAAGGGAUGUCACGGUUCGACUUACCCCUUGUGGAUCCCACGCGAGAUAGUCACAGCGCGUCAUCGCCAAUUUCAUUGCUUGAUCAGAACCUCCAUCGUCGACACCAGCAGUAGCGCCCCUUCGCCGGCGCUCGCCAAACCCCAACUCUUCCCCCUCACCUAUUUUAUGCGCCAUAGCCCUAACCAGAGAACCAGACAAGAGACCACCAAACACCCGCUUACUGCUUCGCACCCCGAGAACCAGCAUGGACACCGGCAAGUUGUCGAUGGCGGUCGCAGGAUCAGUCUUCUGUGCGACCUCCCGCCCGAGUCGCGCACGCAUAUCACGGCGUACCUCGAUCCCCCAUCGCUCGAUGCGCUCAGCCAGACGUGCAGGCUCCUGCGCGCCCACGUAGCGGACGAGAGUACGUGGUAUCACGCCUUCCUCUGCCAGUUCCUCGGCGUGGGUCCCGAGGCGAGCCUCAGCGAUGAGACGGCGCUGCUCCUGCGGCGCCAGCAGAAGAGCUGGCGACUCGAGUUUGCCUAUCGGCACAAGAUGCGGGGACGCUGGCAGCGCUCGCGGAAUACCACCGUCGUGCACUCGCCGGUGCAUUCCUACGUGAACGAGAUACAUCCCCUCGCCAACGGAGGCCUCCUGACGUGCUCUCUGCGCUACGGGAUCGUCGCCCGAUCGCACCCGCUAACAGGCAAGGUCGUCAAGGGCUUUCUCGGCGCCUCAGGCGGCGGCGCGGGGCUAGGGAUCGGCAACCCUAACCUCGAGUUUGCGCCCGAUGCGACGGCAUGCGCGCUCACCUCCGAGGGCGCCACAGCGAGAGUCGCCUGGGGUUACCGCAAUGGCCAGCUGGCGAUCGUCGUCGCGAAGAAGGCGAUGGAAGGGAAGGUCGCGGCCGACUUCUCGCUAUGCCGCGUCGACGACUUUCACGAAGGCGCCGUCGUCGAUGUCGUUUGGGAGCAGGAUAUGGUCGUGUCCGCGGCCGACGACGGCAGAGUGAAGGUCUGGCAGAAGCGACAUGCUGUCCAGUGCCUGUGGACGUCGCCGAAGGACGAGCGCGCGAUUGUGCUCAUCAAAUGCGCGAAGGUCGUUUCGGCGCUGGCGAGGGGCUUCAUUGCCUGUGUUAUGGAGAAUGGUGAUAUCCUAAUCUGGCGCGGCUUCGUACUGGGCGACGCGCAGGACGCAGGGACCCCAAGGGUGGAAGCGGAGAACGUCGAGGUCGUCCGCGUGCCCUGUCCGUUGCCCAAGCCAUCCUCGGAGAACCUUGUGGAUGCGCUGCCGGAGGUCCUCGCUUUCCACGCCGACAAGGCGGCGCCCGAGCACACGGUGCUAGUCGCCUAUCGUCAACAGCCGCUCUUCUAUCGCAUCGCUGUCGUCGGUCUCACCGACAUUCGCAUAACGACCUUCGGCGACCCAGCGUUCCGCCUCACGAGCGUCACGCCCUUCUUCACCGCCGAACCCACCGAGCACUCCUUCGUCCUCGCCGGCGACCACCUAGGCACUGUUGCUAUUUACGACUGGAGCAAGGCUGGCAAUGUCGCCUGGAAUGUUACAUCGGCAAGCGCCGCGACUACUAGCAACUCGUCAACGCUCAUCAUGAGCGAUUCGCCAUACUCUACCAUCAUCUCUCCCCUCCGCAAAUUCGACGCGCACGACUCCGCAGUCACGGCCAUCGCGUCUAACGGCAUUGUCAUCGCCACUGGCUCCGCGCGCGGGGCGAUCCACGCCUAUGAUGCGCUCACCCUCGAGCGCGUGCGCACGUUCGACGCGCUGGAGACGCGGAGCGCGAGCGGAUUUGCGAGCCCGUUGUCGGCGGUGUCGGCGUUCGCCUUCUCGAGUGGGCAGGUGAUAGCGAAGGACAAGGAAAAGAACAGCGACAAGAACAGCAGGGAGAUGCUCCUCGCCACCGUUGGAGAUGAGGUCCUGGCGUGGCAGCUGGGGAAGGUGCCGAAAUCACAGCGCCAUGUCAUGGUCGGCGCGAAGGGCAAGGGCCGAGCGUGGAGGGAGAGGGUGCAGUACGAACGUGAGUGGGCUAGCUUAUUCCGUCUGGGAAGGUUAAAGCGCUAACAUGACCCAUAGAGAAAAUCGAGAUCAAGGAGGGGAUGGCAUCGGCCUGGGACGCACGCGGAUCCGCGAGAGAUGCGUCUGGAUCCAAGAACGCUGUGCCUAAGCAGGCGCGUGUGCAGCAG